UUUACCUCCUGGAUCAAGACCAGAAUAAAAGACGAGACAGAAAUCCCCGUAUUUGUGGAACUGGCAUCAAUUUCUGCCACUAAAAAUGACAUGUGUAUCGAUACAGUGAGUUUCUUCCGUGAUACCAUGGCUGCUUUUGCCCCCAUCAGAUUAGACCCGAGUCCCACAGCUGAGUUUGACCCGUUCGCUGCAGCUCCAUCUUUCGCCAGAGAAGCCAUCGCAAAAGACAGUGAACUUCCCAAGAAGCUGGCUAGGCUAGAAGACUGCGUCUCAUUGCGACUGCUCAAUGACAGCGAGGAGAGCACAUCUCCAGCAGACCAAAAGACCAAGAAAUACAGUUUGUCUCAGCUUGUGGCGCUCCAGAAUGAGCUGACGUUGGUGGCCACCAAGGUUGAGCAAGGCAGGGAGGAGGCAAACCGUUUCCUGGAGCUGUGCUGUCUCCUGCCUGAUGUCAUAAUGCACCUUCAAAUGAUGCGGGCUGAUGUCACAGGGGGAUGCCCCACAUCACAGGGAGGUCUCCCCAGCGCCACGUGGGUGCUGGCAUUUCCCAGCGAGGCCUGGGAGCUGCUGGGCACUGCUCAGGGGCUCUCCACUGCUGCCCUUCGGAGCUGCUCCACAGCCAGGAGCAGGGUCAGGAGGCAGCGGGGCUGUGCUGGGGGACCCUCGCUGACAGGCAGAGCGGAGGCACGUCAGAGAGGAGUUUUGGGAGAGGAGCUGCGAAGAGCAUCCCUUUCCCUGAGCUGAGGGCAAGCAGCCAGCGCGAUGGAGGGCUGCUGCACCGUGGCCGUCAGCUUGG
Grus americana (Whooping crane) is the source of this 796-nucleotide messenger RNA. RefSeq lists its product as uncharacterized. The coding region runs from base 91 to 744 and encodes 217 amino acids. The transcript has 4 exons. Lineage: Eukaryota; Metazoa; Chordata; Aves; Gruiformes; Gruidae. The record is from RefSeq and is a predicted model, not a curated record.